AUGGCGUUGUUUUUUCUUAAUUGUUUAGGUGUUUUUAAUGAUAUACGUUAUUGGGAUCUAUUGAUCAACAGUAUCAUUGCAAUUACAGAAAAGUGUCAAGCGGAAUGCGAGGCUCUGAGAGACGUUCGAGUGUCCGUACCGACUGCGGUCCGCCGUGGCGACUCGCUGACGCUGCGCUGCUUAUACGACAUAGAGGACGACAACCUGUACUCCAUAAAAUGGUACAAGGAUCGCAGGGAGUUCUAUCGAUUCACACCCAAGGAAAAUCCGAGCAUGAAAGUGUUCCCGAUUCAUGGAAUCAAUGUCGAUAGAUCGCGUUCCAAUGACUCGCAGCUGGUGCUGACGGCAGUCGAAUCAACGGUGACAGGACAAUACAGCUGCGAGGUGACGGCCGACGCGCCCUCCUUUCACACUUAUCUUGUCGGCGGCGACGUAGAAGUCGUAGAGACGCCGAGACAUAACCCCAUAAUAACGGGUAUAAAACCGCGCUAUAAGAUCGGAGACAUAAUGCGCGGCAAUUGUACUUCGAAGCAUUCCAGGCCACCAGCCAACAUAACAUGGCAAAUAAAUGGACACUCGGGUGAAAAAGCUCAUCCUAAGAGAGCUUUCGUUCGGAAAGCUCGCGCUGCUAAAGAGCGCAAUGACUAUGCAUUCUUUACAUGCUCUUGUUUUCCUUCCCUCGGCGACUUUUGGUUUUAA
Messenger RNA from Ctenocephalides felis (cat flea), 699 nucleotides. RefSeq lists its product as uncharacterized. NCBI's taxonomy places the organism in Eukaryota, Metazoa, Arthropoda, Insecta, Siphonaptera, Pulicidae. The transcript has 5 exons. The coding region runs from base 1 to 699 and encodes 232 amino acids. The record is from RefSeq and is a predicted model, not a curated record.